Mauremys mutica (yellowpond turtle) is the source of this 5796-nucleotide messenger RNA. RefSeq names its product transmembrane protein 132E (gene TMEM132E). The transcript has 9 exons. The record is from RefSeq and is a predicted model, not a curated record. Bases 575 to 3739 code for a protein of 1054 amino acids. Lineage: Eukaryota; Metazoa; Chordata; Testudines; Geoemydidae.
GGAGCUUGGCCGGCUCGCUCCGCCGGAGGCUGCCGCCCGCAUCCCCAAACUUCGCCCCGGAACUUCGCCAGGCCGGAUGGAUCCAUGAGCGGCGGCGGCUUCUUGCUCCUGCUGGCCGCGGGCUCGGCUCGGCGAGCUCGGAGCCCGCCGGGGCGCACGGGCAGGGUUCGCGCCCUGGCACUGGAAUAAACCCCUGGAGAUUUCGCUGUUCCGGCCGGGGGGGGGCACCUAACACCCCCCUUAGCAGAUCGGGGAGGGGGGAUACACGUGCCCGCUCCUCUCGGACCCUCCUGCCUGUGGGGCGGAGGUGCCCCCUUUGCUGAGUGGGUCCCUCCCCUCCUGGGUUGGGGCUUUGCCCCCUUGGGUGCCCGGGGCUCAGGGCGCCCUGCGGGGGUGGGAGGGAGGCGCGGGGGGGCGGCGGGAGGAGCCCAGGGUAGCCGCCAGUGGUGCCCCCUUCCCCCGCCCGCCCUGAGCCGGGCGCCGCGGCAGGACCGCACGUGGCUGGAUUUGUUUGUCCCCGACCGCGGGGGUGGAUCCCGCACCGCGCACCGCGCACCGCACCGCGCCGACCGCCAUGGCCCCGCGACCCGCCGCCCUGCUCUGCUGCCUCGGCGCGCUGCUGGCCCACGCCCAGGGCAAGGUGCCGGCGCCCAGCUCGGAGCCCCCGGAGCCCUGGCCCCCCGCGGCGGCCGUGACCCUGCCUGUGAGCUACCGCCUCUCCAACACCCGCCUGGCCUUCUUCCUGAAGGAGACGGGGGCGGGGCCGGGGGGGAACGCCAGCGCCCCCCUGCAGCGCUCCGAGCCCUUCGUCGUCUUCCAGACCAAGGAGCUGCCCGUCCUCAACGUCUCGCUGGGGCCCUUCAGCACCGGGCUGGUCCUGCCCAAGGAGCAGCUCCAGCCCUCCAGCACCCUGGAGAUCCCCGACCGCCUCACCGUCAACUGGAAGGUGCGAGCCUUCAUCAUCCAGCCGCGGGUGCUGGCCAGCCAGCCCGUGGUCCAGGUGCUCUUCUACGUGGCAGGCCGGGACUGGGACGACUUUGACGUGACCGAGCGGCUGCCCUGCGUCCGGCUGCACGCCUUCCGCGAGGCCCGCGAGAUCAAGAGCUCCUGCCGCCUGCGGGGCAGCCUGGCCACCUGCCUGGUGCAGGCCGAGCUGCCCCACGCCUGGUUCGGCCCCUCGGCCGUGCCCCUGGGCAGGAGGAAGGCGCCGGAGGCCCUGGAGCUGAGCGGCGAGAGCCAGCAGGCCGAGCUGUACUACACGCUGCAUGCGCCCGACGGGGCCGGGGAGUGCCCCGGAGAGACGGCCCCGCGCCGGGGGGGCGGCGCUGCCCGGACCGAGGGCCCCACGCAGCACCCCCUGCUGCGCAUUGGCAGCAUCAGCCUCUUCCAGCCCCCGCCCACCCAGCUGAUGCAGGAGCACAGGCUGGACGGCAACAUCUUCAUCCGCCUGCCGGACAAGCCCCUCAAGCCGGGCGAAGUGCUCAGCAUCCUCCUCUACCUAAUGGCCAACUCCACCGUGGAGCACUUCACGCUCAGGGUGAAGGCCAAGAAGGGCGUCAACCUCGUCAACACCAAAUCCAGGAACCUCCAGUGGCUGGUGACCUCCGAGCUGCUGACGGGCGGGAAGCACUCCACAGCCACCGUCGACGUGGCCAAGGUCGACGGCGCGCUGCCCAGGGACGGGGACUCCUCCUACGAGAUCAUGCAGCUCGACUUCGAGAUGGAGAAUUUCACCAGCCAGGCCGUGACGCGGCGCAUCAUGUGGCACAUCGACUACCGGGGCCGCAACCCGCCGCCCGACCUGGAGAAGGUGGUGACGGAGCUGACGGUCAUUCAGCGGGACAUCCGCGCCAUCGUGCCCCUGGCCAUGGACACGGAGAUCAUCAACACAGCCAUCCUGACGGGCCGGACGGUGGCCAUCCCGGUGAAGGUCAUCGCCAUAGAGAUGACCGGCGUCAUCACGGACGUCUCGGCCGUGGUCGAGUGCAAGUCCAACAACGAGGACAUCAUCAAGGUGUCCAGCAGCUGCGACUACGUGUUUGUGAGCGGGAAGGAGACGCGCGGCUCCAUGAAUGCCCGGGUGACCUUCAGCUACGAGCACCUGAGCGCCCUGCUGGAGAUGACCGUGUGGGUGCCCAAGCUGCCGCUGCACAUCGAGCUGUCGGACCCCAGGCUGAGCCAAGUGAAGGGCUGGAGGGUGCCCAUCCUGCCGGACAGGAGGUCAGUGCGGGAGAGCGAGGAUGACGAGGACGAGGAUGAGCGGAAGCAGAACCGGGGCUGCACCCUGCAGUACCAGCACUCCACCCUGCAGGUCUUCACCCAGUUCCACACCACCUCCUCGGAGGGCACCGACCAGGUCAUCACCAUGCUGGGACCCGACUGGCUGGUGGAGGUCACCGACCUGGUCAGCGAUUUCAUGAAGGUGGAUGACCCCCGGGUGGCCCAGCUGGUGGACAGCAGCACGCUGGCCGGGCGGGAGCCGGGCACCACGCUCUUCAAGGUGGUGUCCCCGCUCAUGGAGGCAGUGCUGGGGGAGACGGUGGUGACGGUGGCGGACGAGAAGGUCAGCAUCACCGAUCUGAAGGCCCAGGUGGUGUCCAGCCUGUCACUCUCCCUCCAUCCCAGCCCCGGCAACAGCCACACCAUCGUGGCUAAGACGGCCGCCCAGCAGACCCUGAACUUCUCCAAGCAGGAAGCCCUCCUGAGCAUGUGGGUCUCAUACAGUGAUGGCACCACGGUCCCCCUCUCCCUCUACGACCCCAAAGACUAUAACCUGGUGGUGAGCAGCCUGGACGAGAAAGUGGUGUCGGUGACCCAGGACCGGGCCUUCCCGUUGGUGGUGGCGGAAGGCGAGGGGGCUGGCGACCUGCUGCGUGCCGAGCUGGUCAUCUGCGAGAGCUGCCAGAAGACCAAGCGCAAGAGCGUGCUCUUCACGGCGCUGGCCAGCGUGCGGGUGCGCUUCAGCUCCGAGGAGGACCCCACCUACGACUAUGGGGACGCCGGCCACGUGCCGAGCAAGCCGGGGACCUCGGGGAGGGAGGAGAGCGCGGCCAGCACCACCCUGCGGGCAGACGUGGAGAGGAAGCUGGAGCCCAGCCAGGACAGCGGAGCUCCCAGCAUCCCCCAUACCACUGAGGACUUCCCCACCAUCCCCACGGGCUUCGUGCAGGUGCCGCGGGGGCUGACGGACCUGGAGAUCGGCAUGUACGCCCUGCUGGGCGUCUUCUGCUUGGCCAUCCUGGUCUUCCUCAUCAACUGCAUCGUCUUCGUGCUGAAGUAUAGGCACAAGCGCAUCCCGCCCGAGGGCCAGACCAACAUGGACCACUCCCACCACUGGGUCUUCUUGGGCAACGGGCAGCCCCUGAGGGUCCAGAAUGACCUCUCCCCUCCGCCCGAGAGCCCCGGCAACCCGCUGGAGAGCGUCCAGACCUGCUGCCAUGGGGACCACCACAGCAGCGGCAGCUCGCAGACCAGUGUGCAGAGCCAGGUGCACGGGCGGGGAGAUGGCUCCUCGGGGGGCUCCACCAGGGACCAGAGCGAGGACCCGCUCAACUCACCCACCUCCAAGAGGAAGCGGGUGAAGUUCACCACCUUCGCCACGCUGCCCUCCGAGGAGCUGGCCUACAACUCCAUCCCCAUCGCCGACGAGGAGGACCUGGAGUGGGUGUGCCAGGACAUGGGGCUACAGGAUCCCGAGGUGCUCCACGACUACAUCUGCAGGAUCAAGGAGAUCGCUUAGCGGGCUGCCGCGCCCUGCCACACCACGCCAGCCGCCGCCUUCCGGCCGGGGCUUGAGCGGCUACCCCAGACCCUGACCACAGGAGCCGAUUUUCAAUACUCCCCUCCCUUUCCCUUUCGCUCGCUCUUCCGCGCACGGGGCUCCCCCUUCCGCCACUUUUUUUUUUAAUUUGAAAGAGAACAAGUGUCGAGCGAGCCAAACGGAGCGGGGGGACCCCUGGCGUCCCGAGGGAGCAAAGGGCCGCCUCUGCCUUCCGCCCACUCACCGCCAAAGUGCCGAGGUGCCUGCACGCUGCUUGCACAAACGCCCCCCCUCCUGCCGGGCGGUAGGUGGCGCCGUAGAGGGGAGCUGGUGCAGCGGGGGGCGCGGAGCCCCGCGUUAUGGGGCAGACACUGGUGGGGGUGCAGGAGCCAGAUAGAGCAAGAAGGGAGCGGGGGCAGGCUCAGACCUGGAGCGAUAACGGUCAGCGUGGAGGGCUCAGCUCGGAUGUGCCCGCUCUCCACGUGCCCUGACGCUGCCUUGCCCUGCCCUGCGAACCACUGACCGAGCGGCGCGGCCUCCGAGCGAGCGUCGGCCACGACAGGCGAACAGGAUUUCUCUGCUUUACUUUGUUGCACAAUAAUGUUGAAUAAAUAUACAUUCAGGGAUCCCCCCGACGGGCCCGGUCCUGCCACCGGUGUCACGGGACACGCUGCUCUGAACGCCGGGGGGAGGGAGGGGAGGAGCGGGCGGGAGCAGCUAAGGACCAUUGGUGCCUCGGGAGUGCACCAGAAAGCUAGAGCUAAGCCCUGUGGCUUUGGCCCAGCCAGCCCCGCUGUCACCGCCCCCGGGGAAUACGCGGCCACUCCCUUUGCCAAUCAGCCCACGUCUGGCCCUGCUGCCUGUGCCAGGCCCUGGGCUCCUCGCUCCCGUCCGGGGCCUGUUCCCGCCACAUGUAGCUUCGCUUCUGAAAAGCCAGGGGAGGGAGGGAUUGGGGCCAGGGACCCCGUUGGCCUCCGAACCCAACCCCAAAGCUCCUGAGCUGCUUGGGAAUCUAAAGCCGAGGUUCUCGGCCCCGGGCCACGCUCUUGCUGCUGCUCCCAGCUCCUCGGUCCCGGGCCCGCCCCCGCUUGCCUUUUGUAGUCCCGGCGCGUGUGCCUUACACAAAUGGAAGCACAUGCAGAAGUGGCCCCAACCGGCACGUCAAGGGUCCCCUCGGCUGGCGCGCCCCAGGCGUGGGUUCUCCGCCAAGGCCGCUGGCCUCCGGCCCAUGGCGGGGCGUGGGGUGAGCUGAGCUCCCAGGCCGCAGGCUUCAAGAGGCUGCGCUGCCUCAUGUUUGAAGCACAAGCCUGGGCGUCAGCUGCCUUGGGUCCCAUUCGCGAGCCAAGCUUGAGUGAGUCACCCUCCCUGCACUGCCCCUGCCGUGCCUCAGUUUCCCCUCUGUCCAACAUAUGACUGUGGUUCUUUGGCUCCCCUGUCCUUCCCGGGUUCAACGCAGGCUGUAAUGGGAGGGAAUUGCUCGCUUCUCUGCCUUCUGCUGCCCAGGGCAAGCCCAAAGGCUGAGCGAUGGAUUGAGACCUCGCAGGCCAUGUAGCAACUCCCGCUGUGGCCCACUCCCUCACAUCCCCUGGGAAGGGGCAGCUGCUCCUGGGGAGAGGAGACGGUGCCAGCCCCACAGGAGUGGGGCACGGCUCUGAGUGAGCGGUUCAACCACGAUGCUGUGCCCAUAGCGCCAGGCCUGGUCCCAGUGGGCCUCCCAGAGCCAGGCCCGGCCAAGCUGCAGUCACAGGGUCUCUCCCCGCCACUGCCUCACCACCUUGAGGCCUCAAGCAUCUGACCCCCUCUGCCAGGGAGCCCGGAGUCUGGGCCUCUGCCAUCGCCACAUCCCCACGACUCUCACUGCGGGGCCUGAGAGGACAGUGGUGCCUGCGUGCUGCCCCAUGCCACGUCCCCGUCCCCCCACGACCAGACCAGGCGGUGGAGACACCGGCGCUGACUAGCAGAGGGGCAGGAGCGCAGAGCUGCUCCUGCCAAGGCGGGGAGGGGUGUCAUGUUCUCUCUCGAAUGGGCUUUACCCA